UUGGGUUAAGAGCGUAUUUUUAGAAGACUAAGACACCCAAAUCAGUUAUUUAGCCCAAAUCAGUAUUUUACCUAGAAUCCCUAGGGAGAUACUCUGUAUAUAUCAUCAUAAAAACCCUCCAGCCAGCAGUCCGUUUUUCUUCCCCUGGCCAGCAGUCCGUUUUUCUUCCCCUGGCCAGCAGUCGGACGAAGCGUCUAGCACUACCAUCUGUUUUCAUCUUAAAACUGAAUUAAGAGGGAGCUUACCGGAAGACGUUAUCAAGGUGCCACACUUAUCUGAAUAUUUUGAGUUCAGCUGCUAACAGAUCGAAAUGGCUGCCAAUACUCCAAUCAACAUGGUCUAUGCUAGGGAACACUGGAUCCCAAUCAAAGAGAAUAACUCACAACUGGACCCAGAAGUCUUCUCAUGCCAAGAUAAUGUGGUCGUCUCCAUUCUGAGAGGACACAAGCUGUGGAAAGCACUGAGCGAAAAUGCUGAAGUCCCUCAGGUGUAUCUCCAACAAUUCUGGGGUACACUUGACAAGGAUGUGGAUGCUAAUGGCAGACAAAUUGAUGACGUGCUAGCUGCCACGAUCUGCAACACCAGAGUCACAAUCACAAAGGAGCUGGUUCAGCAAGUGCUACAGAUCCCAGAGGAGGAACAUUAUGAUGCGUUGGUCCCGGAGGCACAAGUAAUCACCGACAUGAUCACUCUUGGCCACGCACAGCCUCUCCACGUGAUGUCAGAAAUCAAGACGGCUCGCUUGCCGCGCCCAUGGAGGACACUAAUGGCUACUCUGAAUAAGUGCUGCACUUCUAAACACACUGGGUUCGACAAGUGCAGUGCUUACCUUGUAUACAUCUUCCAUGGGAUCGCCUUCAUGAAGAAAUAUGACUAUGCUGCUCUAAUAUGGAGUGAGUUCUUGGAGAUGAGGAGAAGAAAAUUCGACACCAAUCUGAUCAAACAUCUGCCAUACAUGAGAUGGUUCUCCCUGCUGGUGCGACACUUCUGCAGAACAAUUCCUACUAUUCAAAGACGCAAAUCAUCUGAGAAUGUCAGCACUCCAGCCCUCCAAUAUCUGAAGAGAAUGCCAGAGGUACGCUCACUGGUACCAUUACCCAUUCCAGUCCCUCUCCUCCUGUUAGCUGGGCGAAAUGAUCCACAUGUCAUACGCUACAGUGAGGAGAACGGUAUCAUACUCCCUAUGGCUCAGAUAAACCCCCUUGAGCCUACCCCGGGGAGUCAGCCGAGAGUAUGUGAGGGUCCUGAGAGUUCAACCCGGCCACAGAGACCAGUGGCAAGUUGGCCCCAUGAUGAUCAGACUAUGUCUGCUGAGGGCCACACCCGUGCUGAGGAGUUUACCCGUGAUUCGCCAAGCGUAGCCACAACACAAGACGCUGACGAUGAGGGCUCUGGGAGCAAGGCUAGGAACGACGACGAUGAUGAUGAUGAGGACGACGACAAUGCCAAUGCAAAGGGCAAGAAAGUCGAGAAAGCCCGCGCUAAGAAAGGACGACUCGUUAUCAGGCUUUCUCGGGCUACAACACAAGAGCAGUCUCACCAAAUCAAGGACACUCAAGGAAAUAUCAUCAGUGAGACUCGCUCCAAGGUGCGUCACGACAUUGCCUCAUCAUCUACUCCUGUGCAAAGAGUGCAAACUGCUAGCAACCUGGCAGAAGAGUUAGCUUUAUAUGACAGCUGCUCUGACCUUGACACAAUAAACCGGGCUAACCCCAUAGGUGCAGAGGCUGAUAUUUUCAGUCUCCGAGUAGAAGACGCAGCAUCUAGCCCAACUGCGCAUGCACAAGCCUCACCCAGCCACUCUGCUGCCUCCCAACAGGUAGUAGUUUCACAUAUAGGGGAUAUUAUACCCACCUCGCUGUCUCCUUACGAAGCAGCUGAGGAUUUACUUUGUGGUCUUCCGCCCCAGACCACUACCCCUCCUUCUAGCACAUUGAGUCUAGUUUCCACCAUCCCAACUUUUUCAACAUUUUCUAGGACACAUACACUGCUCACACCACUGCACACGACAGGUGCACUUUACUUGUCCUCAACGAUCGGAGAUACGUCAAUGAUGAUCGGAAGUCCUGCUGCUCAACAGAUAUCUCCAUCAUUAUCUGCAGGCCACACUUCGGUAAUCUUUACUGAUGCUGUGACAACGGUUACUACCCCUGUAACCGGACACCCUGACCCUACUGACCUUUCUGUCAUUUUGCAACGCUUCUUGGAUUCCACCAUUAAACCAUGGGUGCACGAAGCAAUAACCGCUCGGGCACAGGAAUUCAGGAACACCCCGGCGUUACAUAAUGACAUCACCCAACCCCAACCUUCAUCCUCACAUACCCAACAAACCCAACCACUUCCUAUCAUACCUACCCAACAAACCUCUGAACCAUCCACAACCCUACCCCACUCACCUACUGCUUCAAGGGGAACCCAGGAUACAGAACUAGUGUCCUCCCCUACUUCGACCACACCUUUUCCUGACCCUAAAACUUUACCGUUCGAGGUACUCGAAACCCUGAUGCUAGAUCAACUACUAGCUACCGAAGAAGGCAACCUAACCCAGAAACAAAAAGACCUUCUUCGGAUCCUUAAGCCUGACAGCUCAUGCCGUGAUAGUGUCCUUGGUCACAAACGUUCGCAUGAGGACCCCGAUGAUUCGGAUCCUCAUGAGGGGGAGAACAAGAGACAAAGAAUACUUGAGCGUGAUGCGUCAACAAGCCAACCGUCUACGCAAUCCAACCAACCUGAAUCCUCGAACAAUCAGCCCCCACCAUCCACUCAACAUAAAAGCCAAACAGCCAACUCACCCACAUCUAGCCCGGUCGAGCUAGAAACAACACUCCUAGGCUCAUCUUUCAUAGAUGUAGACCAAGGAUGGAGUGGAAGUCCUGAGGUUGCUACUUCGAGUACACCUUUCUAUUCAGGCCAUCAGAAAGAACCUAGUUCUAAUCUGAUGAUAACGGGCAAUCCUAGUGAUCCCGGUGUUUCACAUGACAGGUCGCCUUCGACACAACAACAAGCUCACUCUAAGCCCUCUGGUAAUCAAAUACAAGAUGAACUGGAAGACCUUCUAGUUCAUGAUCAGUGGCCUCGUGAGUGGACAGAGUGGGAUGACCUUAGAGUGGAAGCGGAGCAGUACGAAAUGUGUCGAAGCUGGCAACUCAGAGAAUUCCUCAACAAAUAUCAUGCACAAAUGAUUGGACUCGAUGAAGAUGAACUCAAGGAAGGGGAGAAUCAUAAAGAAAAUCCCAAGGCACCAGAACCAGUCAAAGAAAAAUGGGAAAUUGUUAGAAUCAAAGCCCCCUUCCUAGAAGAAAUCCGAGAGAAAAUCUGGCGACAACCUGAAAAAAUCAAGAAGUUCAGUGAAUUAAAGAUGCGAGGAAUCAAUCAUUUGAAAGGAAAAUACCGAGGAGGUAACCUAUAUAUGUUAGGACACAGAUCCACAGGGGAACGAAGACAAGUUCUAAAUCAUAAUCUCGCAACAAGUGGAUGUCCUAUAUCGAAAAUCCUGGAUAUCACAGAAGACUACUUGGAAACGAUUAAGUUCCUGAUCUUUCGUCUACGACGUACCGAUGGCUCGGAGUUCACCUGUCAAGAGAAUGACUUCUUCCUACUGCACAUGGAUGAUAUUUAUCAAAUGUUCAUGAGAUGCAGGGAGCUCCCAGUGCACAAAGACAGACUUGCUAGAGAAGGUUUUGAGGCCAUUAAGAGAUUCAUGACAAGACAAGUUCGGUUCUACGCCUCCCAUGAUCUCCAGAUGACUCUUGAGCACAAUUAUUCAAAGGCGAAUCUUACACGACCGGACUUGGAUAGACCUGGGCUUGAAACCUUUGCAGCAUAUGAUACAUUUGACAAGCCCAUCUCAGUCAUUUAUCUGAAUCACAAAGAAGAGAAGCGUCUGAUGAUUGUUGAAGACAUUCAAAAAUACUGUGAUGGGACCCUGCAAAUCAUCCGAGAACAGCUCCAGCCAAGGAAAGAAGAUCUAGAUAAAAGACAGAAUGAAGCCUCGAAGGAAGAAAUCAAAGAAUUGGAAAGAGUCAAUAAAAUCUUGAAAGCCAUCGAGAAACAACUUGACAGAAGAAGGUCUCUCAGAAAUUACGAGCAUGCACUCAAUCUUAGAAAGCAUUAUUUUAAAGCUCAGAAGUGAAGAAAAGAAGAAGCAAGAACAUCUGAUCACAAAGGGGGAGAUUGUUAGAGAUAUUUUCAUUGUAAUUGUGAUCAAUGUUACUUUGCUAGUUUAUAGUUAGCUAGAAUAAUGAAUAGGCCUUUUAAGGCAAUUUUGUAAUAAAGGUUUUAUACCUUUUUAGGUAUGGGCCUCCUAGGAAAAGGAGCCCAAAUGAUUGUAAAACCUACCUUUCCCGUCAGGCUAUAUAUAUGCCUUAAGGGAAAGGCUAGGUUAAGCUUUUCAACAUUCUAGUGCCGCAGAGCCUAUUUCUGUGUAAGGUUUUUACGCUAAAAACUCUCAUAUCAUUCUGUAAAACCUUCACAUCAAUGGAAAGCUUCAUACACAGAUCUAUCUUCCAUACAUACAUUUUAUAGACUAGAAAACAG
Molecule: messenger RNA, 4536 nt
Organism: Cuscuta epithymum
Lineage: Eukaryota; Viridiplantae; Streptophyta; Magnoliopsida; Solanales; Convolvulaceae
Source: the annotation of a GenBank genome assembly